AUUGAACCAAAACUAAACAUGAAUCGCCUCCUGUUUCAUCUCCUCUAGUCUCUUUUGCAACUUGAAGUUGAUGUUGCAGCUUUUAUAUUUAUCUACUUUCCGGUAAGCUCUUUUUUUCUCUGUUUUUAUGCACAAUUCCUAUAUUCCAACCCUCGUUUCUUGUACAAUUGGAACAUUAGACUCUAAUUUAUGCACAAUUUCUAUAUAUCAAACCCUCCUUUCUUGCUCGAAUUCUCUCCAAUUUUGAUAUUUGUUGAUAGCCUUUAGACUGUUUCAAUUUAGCAAAAUCCCUUUCCAAUUUUUGCAACAUAGGUUAUUAUAUUAUCAUAAUCAUCAUCAUGUCACCCUUUCCAAAAGAUAUUGUAAUUGAUAUUCUGCUGAGAUUGCCUGCAAAAUCCAUUCUCCGGUUUAAAAGGGUGAGCAAAUUAUGGUACCAAAUUAUCAAUGACCCUUAUUUCAUCAACCUACAUCUUCAGCGACACAAAUUAUAUAUAGUGUUCAGAAUUUCCAGGACCUCUGUCCUUCACUUGUGUGAUUUUGACACAUUUAAUAACCCAACUGAAUUGGGAUACCCUUUUAAGGAUCUUGCUACUGGUGUUAAUAUUGAAGGAUCUUGUCGUGGGUUGCUUUGCAUCUCUAAGGAGACUUAUCCCUUCACUAUAAUUUUUUAUAAUCCAACAACACAAACUCACAAAACCCUGCCUUCUAUGCCCAUAAAGUCCCCAUUUCGUUACUACGGCGACAAUGGACUUGCAAAUUACCACCUCGGGUUUGGAUACGAUCCCAAGUCUGAGGACUACAAAUGUGUGAUGAUUCUUCUACGUCUUGUCGAUCAAGUAGGUUCGUUUAAGGGUCAAGUUAUGGUUUAUAGUUUGAGAGCGGAUUCCUGGACACGUGGAGCUCAGGAUGUUCCGUAUUUUUUUCAUUGCAGACAUGGAGAUUCUGCUCAUUUAGGAGGGAUCGUGCAUUGGUACAUUGAGGACAAUGAUGCAGUACCUCUUCCUAUAGUUAGCUAUAAUCUAGGUGAUGAAAGUUUUGGCUCGGUGCCACUGCCUAAUAAUGUAGGUGACAGUCUUCAUAUGAACACUCACUUAGGAGUACUCAACGAGUGCUUGUGUCUUACUGUCAACUAUGUUGAUGACUGUGAUGUAUGGAUCAUGAAAGAGUAUGGCGUACUUGAAUCUUGGACUAAGGUGUUUAAGAUCGCAAAAGCUGUUCAUUAUGAGGUAUUGAGGCCUAUAUCUUUCUUAAAGAACAGGAAGCAAUUGUUGGUGAACUUUCCCUGGUGUAAUGUUUCUUCUGUGGAUUUGGAAAAUUGGAAGAUUACCAAGUUUAAGCUCCGUGGGUUGCGUAAAUUAGAGAGUGCAUAUAUUUGUUUAGAGAACCUUCUUAUGUUGAAGGAUGAUGAAGACAAAAUUUCAGACUUUCAGCAUUUGCUGGAGAAUGCUAAAAAGCCAAGGUUAAUUAACAAUACUGAAACUUGAGAUGUUUAUGCAUCGACUUGGUUUUCGUUGUUGAAUUUGUUGUCAUUUUGCUUUCCUCGCAAUUUUAUUGUUUCACAUCUAUA
Molecule: messenger RNA, 1567 nt
Organism: Beta vulgaris subsp. vulgaris (sugar beet)
Lineage: Eukaryota; Viridiplantae; Streptophyta; Magnoliopsida; Caryophyllales; Amaranthaceae
Product: F-box protein CPR1-like
Exons: 1
Coding region: 339-1484 (381 amino acids)
Molecular function (GO): protein binding
Source: RefSeq, a predicted model, not a curated record